UACUGGGCAAGCCACUCAAUCAAUCUUUUCAAGAUGCGUUGUGCACAUAUGUGCUUCACAAUUGUAUCUAUCCUAAUCUUCACCACGUUAGUCUUUGCGGCUGAUAAAGACAAAGAAAAAUUGCAGAAAGCCUUGCAAAAAGCGUCAAAGAAGAAUGAAGAGCAUGCAGCUGAUCAAAAGAAGUGGGAAAACAGACAAGAAAAGAGUCAUUUUCCUCCAAAACGCUUUAUUGCUAGAAAGAUGGCAGAAAUGCACAACAAUAAAAGAGUUGAACAUGCAAUGAAGUACUUUAAAGCUGAUGGUGCAAUCAAAGACAUCGAGCAACAAUCUUCAAGUUCUCACAACGUCGCUCAUAAUCAUCAAGCAUAGUUCUUGUAC
Molecule: messenger RNA, 378 nt
Organism: Meira miltonrushii
Lineage: Eukaryota; Fungi; Basidiomycota; Exobasidiomycetes; Exobasidiales; Brachybasidiaceae
Exons: 1
Coding region: 34-369 (111 amino acids)
Source: RefSeq, a predicted model, not a curated record